GUAAGAAAGCUUUUCAUUUUAUCUGGUUUACAGUAUGGAUGAACAAAAGAGCAUUUCUUAUUUAUCUAAAUAUCUAACAAGCAAAUUACUGAUUUCAUCUGGAAUUUUACAUAAGCCACAAAAAGUUGGUUUAUUUUGUGUUCAUAUUGAAGCGGAGACACCUUAGCUGUCGUUUUGCAAAUAAGCUCUUGCUGUCACCACUUUUAUGCUUUCUGAGGUGAUACUGGAAAUGGCCUUUUCUGCAUGCAAGAAUCUCAAUGGUCCCUUGGAAAUUUCUUAUGGCACGAAUUGCAAUGGUACAAACACAUUACAAUACACAUGGGUAUCUGCAAGGCUAAAAUACAGAGGACAGUUUCUUGUGAAUACAAGAGACUCAGUUUCAAAAGGUAACUGGAAAAUUUAUGGAAUGAAUAAUCGAAAUUGUUUCCAGAAUGGAAAAUUUGUCUCUUUGUGUCCCAUCUCGCGAGCUAGUAAAAGUGAAGUUCAAGAGUGUCCUGCUGAUCAUAAAGAAGGCCUAUCAGAUCCUUCAACGCCACUUUGUGAAGGCUAUCCAGAGGCAAGAAGGGAUGCUUUGUGUUCGGGCAAGGAAGAUGAAAAUAAUUUAGAUCCUGUCUGUUCACGUUGCUGCCCUUCUUUAUUCUUACACCCAGCUUGUGGUUCUUGUCGAGGUUUAGCUAAAGCUGCCAAAUAUGCUUGUAAUGAUGCCAAAUUUAUGAAUGAACGGGCACGAAAUGACAUUGUCUUACUCUCACGAGGGAUCACAAGGUUGAAUGACCGUGCACGCCAGGAUGUAGCUAUUCUUGGUUUGGAAUUUCUCAAACUUGAUGCACGAGCAAGAGAAGAUACAGGAAAGAUUGACAGCAAUGUAAAGCAAAAGGCUGCAUACCUUCAGCGAAUAGCAGAGGGUCUGACAGAUCAAGCUCAAAUUAAAUUGAAGACUGCAGCUGCUAAACACUGGAAUGAUGGGGCUCUAGAAGCUGAUUUACGGCGAGCUGAUUUGCGUGCACGGCGGCGUGCCAUGGAAGAUGCAUUCAUGGCUUUAGAGGUAUGUCUUGGCUACUUGAUUUUAAAAUUGAGCAGAAAUAUAUUAUUGUUAAGUUUAUAUUCCCAAUAUGAACAGCCAAGGAUGAUCUGGCAUCAUGAUAUGUGA
Cryptomeria japonica (Japanese cedar) is the source of this 1150-nucleotide messenger RNA. RefSeq lists its product as uncharacterized. Gene Ontology annotation, cellular component: chloroplast. The transcript has 8 exons. NCBI's taxonomy places the organism in Eukaryota, Viridiplantae, Streptophyta, Pinopsida, Cupressales, Cupressaceae. The record is from RefSeq and is a predicted model, not a curated record. The coding region runs from base 206 to 1150 and encodes 314 amino acids. Gene Ontology annotation, biological process: leaf senescence; cellular response to oxidative stress.